AUGCAUGAUGUUGAGAAGGAAGAUUUGAAGUUUAAAUCUUAUAUGAGGAAUGUACAUUUUGAAUUGAAUCGGAAUUUGAUUUCAAGGAUAUUGAAGGUUCCCUCACCCUUUAUUGUUGAAAAUAUUGUGACAUACCCAUACAAGAAUCCCAAUGAUCAACCUACCAUCGAGGAUGUUGCAACAGAACUUUAUGCGUUUGAUGUUGAAGGUAAGCAAAAAAGUCUCCCAUUCCCGAUCUUAAUUUCAAAGAUCAUGAUGCAUUAUGGAGCUGUCAUUCACCCAUCCAACACUUAUAAGUCCCCUUUGAGUCCAUUUGGUGAAUGCACAUUAAAAAAGAGUUUGGGGCAAACUGAUGCAUAUGAUCUAGAUGAUUAUGAUAUUGGGGCAAGUACUUCAGGGGAUAUUGUACAAAUGCUUAAACAAAUUUUGGCAAACCAAGAGGAGUUGCAGCAAGAAAUGAAGGAGUCUCUCAAACAGCUCCGUGUUGACACCAAUGAGUCUCUCAGGCAGCUCCGGGAAGACACCANUAACACCAAUGAGUUUCUCAGGCAGCUCCGGGAAGACACCAAAGAGUCUCUGAAACAGUUGAAGAAUAAAUUGUUAACUCAAAACAAAAAUGAGUAG
Molecule: messenger RNA, 624 nt
Organism: Ilex paraguariensis (yerba mate)
Lineage: Eukaryota; Viridiplantae; Streptophyta; Magnoliopsida; Aquifoliales; Aquifoliaceae
Source: the annotation of a GenBank genome assembly